Messenger RNA from Rhodotorula graminis WP1, 4742 nucleotides. RefSeq lists its product as uncharacterized. The record is from RefSeq and is a predicted model, not a curated record. Gene Ontology annotation, molecular function: phosphatidylcholine lysophospholipase A1 activity. The transcript is spliced from 16 exons. The coding region runs from base 1 to 4650 and encodes 1549 amino acids. Gene Ontology annotation, biological process: phosphatidylcholine metabolic process. Lineage: Eukaryota; Fungi; Basidiomycota; Microbotryomycetes; Sporidiobolales; Sporidiobolaceae. Gene Ontology annotation, cellular component: endoplasmic reticulum.
AUGACGCCGAGGGGAGAUGGCUCUCGCUCUCUCGCCUCCUCCUCACUCGCUUCAGCUCAGACUGCCCCAGCUGCAGCUCAGAGGCGCUCUUACAAGCCCACGCGAGCCCGCCAUGGACUCUGCGGCGCCCGCGUCUCUCGCGCACGACCUCGAGGUCCUGUUCAACCUCGUGUCGCGCUUCGUCGUCUGGGCUCUCCACACGGGCAUCGCCUGGGUGCGCACACUCUCCCUAGAGCUCUCACACAUCGAGCACACCUGACCCUGCCCCUCGCGCGACAGUCGACCCGCGUUCUCGCGUUCGCGACCCUCACCGUCCCGACCGCCCUCUUCUCUCUCCUCCACUACUCGGCGUCCCUCACCUUCCACCUCACGUUCGUCAAGAUCCUCGCCUUCCUCCUCAUCCUUACCACGAUCGUCAGCUGGAUCUACAAGGUCCGGUACCUCAACCGCUACACCCAGCUGCGCGACUUGCCCGGCGGCAGCCGCAUCAAGGGCGACGAGGGCUUUGACCUGCAUCCCGACCUGGCCACCGACCAGGCCCCGAACGGCUUCCACAACUACCUCGACGAGUUCUUGUCCGCCAUCAAGGUCUUUGGCUACCUCGAGAAGCCGGUCUUCCACGAGCUCGCUCGGCACCUCCAGACGCGCCGACUCGUCGCCGGCGACACGCUCGACCUCGCCAAGGACAAGUCGUUCUACAUCGUCGUCGACGGCAGCGUCGAGGUGUACGCGCGCAACCCGUCGGACAAGACGGGCGGCUCGUCGGCGUCGCCGGCCGACGACGGCUACGCGACCGACGAUGACGAGGGCGGCAAAGGGUGGCAGCUCCUCAACAACGUCGAGAGCGGCGGGACCCUGUCGAGCCUGUUUACGAUUCUGAGCCUGUUCACCGAGGACGUCAAGCUCCGGUACGAGGAGGACGGCCAGCCGGGCGACGACUCGUCCGACGACGGCAUGGGCCCGCACCACCGCCCCGACGCCGACCCGCUUGUCGCGCACCUCGCGCCGCGCGAUGCCGACCCUGUCGACGCUCGGCAGCGCGAGCGCCGGCGGCACGCGCCGCCCGUCCCUGUCGCGCCCGACGGCGCUCCCGCACCGGCCCUCGCUCGCCGCACGCCAUCCGCCCUACGCCGCCCGCAAGCAGUCGGCGAGGCGACCAUCGCGAGGGCGGCGACCGACACGACGCUCGCCGUCAUCCCGGCCGAGGCGUUCAGGAGGUUGACCAAGAAGUUCCCCAACGCGGCAGCGCACAUCGUCCAGGUCAUCCUCACCCGCCUCCAACGCGUCACCUUUCUCACGGCGCACAAGUACCUCGGCCUCACGCGCGAGGUCAUCCGCACCGAGCAGGCCAUCAACGACCUCGCGUGCUACCCUCUGCCCUCGGCCUUCUGGGAGUCGGGCGGCAUCCAGCGCCUCCGAGCCCGCUUCGUCCCCGAGACCAAGCUCAACGGGCCCGGCGCCGACGGCGACAGCGGCGACGAGGGCGAGCACGACGACUACUUCUCGAUCGGCCGCCGGCUCGCGAGCGCGGGUUCGGGCGGCAAGCGCGGCGGGGCGCGCAGCGGUGGCGGCGGCGGUGGCGGUGCAGCAGCAGCAGCAGGCGCCAAAGGUCGUCGAGCAGUCGCAGGCGGCGCAGGACGGCGCUCCAACGUGCCGCUCGAGACGCCGUACGCCGGUCCGCGCAUGGGCGACGCGGGCGACCUGCUCACGAUGAGCGCCGUCACGGACGGCCUGCGCGGCGUCGGGAGCCCCGUCGUCCAGACGCCGAGGCUCGAGCGCCUCAAGUCGACGGCGGUCGGCGGCGGCGGCGGGGCGGGAGGAGGAGCAGGAGGAGGCACGACGAGCUCGGGCGAGGGGACCGAGUUCGACCUGCGCGGCGCCGUCAUGGAGUCGAUCUCGAAGGCGAUCGGCCUCGUCCAGCCGCACGUCGCCGCGUCGUCGGUCGAGGCGUCGCCGCUCGUGCGCGCGACCGAGCACCACUCGCGCCCAAGCGGCCUGCGCGACCAGGCCGCGUUCAACUCGUCGUUCGGCUCGCUGUCGUUCCUCGGCCUGCAAGGGCUCCACGACGACGAGUCGUCCGUGUCGUCGGCGUCGGCGUCGGCGCUGUCGGCCCUCGGGACGCACGGCGGACACGGCGGCGCGCAGAGCUUUGCGAGCAUGGACCUCGAGAACGAGGUCGAGAUCCUGUACUUUCCCAAGGGGAGCGUCCUCGUCAAGGAGGGCGAGCGAAACGCCGGCCUGUACUUUGUCAUCGAGGGCUUCCUCGACGUCAGCAUGCCCGAGGCCGAGUCGACCCUGUCGUCCAAGGGCCGCACCGCCGAGCAGCGCCGCGACGACGCCAACAAGGCGGCUUCCGCGGGCCCUGCGCCCGCCGCCUCUACCGUCCCACCUGCACCACCGCCCAAGCCCAAGUCGAUCCCGCUGUUCACGGUCCGCCCUGGCGGCAUCGCCGGCUACCUGUCGUCCCUGUCGGGCUUCCCUUCGUACGUCGACAUCGUCGCCAAGACCGAGUGCUAUGUCGGCUUCCUGCCCGCCAAAGCCCUCGAGCGCAUCAUGGACCGCAAGCCCAUCGUCCUCCUCACGCUCGCCAAGCGCCUCAUCAGCCUCUUGUCGCCGCUCGUCCUCCACAUCGACAGUGCGCUCGACUGGAUGCACGUGAGCGCCGGCCAGGUUAUCUACCGCCAAGACGACGACGCCGACUCGUUCUACAUCGUCAUCAACGGUCGCCUGCGCUCCAUCGUCGACCGUCAAGGCGGCGGCGUCUCGAUCCAGGCCGAGCACGGUCAAGGCGAGUCGGUCGGCGAGCUCGACUGCAUCACGGCCUCGCCGCGCCCGUCGACGCUUCACGCCAUCCGCGACACCGAGCUUGCGCGCAUGCCCAUGACGCUCUUCAACGCAAUCUCGGUCCGCCACCCGCUCGUCACGAUCCAGAUCAGCCGCAUCAUCGCCGCGAGGCUGAGGAGCCAGGUCGCGCGCGAGGCGAGGAUGGUCGGCGGCCUGCCCAAGGAGCUCGGCGCGCCCGGCAUGGGCGACGGCAGCAUGGGCAAGAACAACUUCAACCUCAAGACCGUCGCCAUCAUCCCGACCAACCGCCACGUGCCCAUCUCCGAGUUCGCGAUCAAGCUGCACCAGGCGCUCGAGUCGAUCGGCGCCCCGACCUCGUACCUCAACCAGGCGACCGUCAUGCAGGUCCUCGGCCGACACGCCUUCAGCCGCAUGGGCCAGCUCAAGCUCGCCGGGUGGCUCGCCGAGACCGAGCAGAAGUACCGCAUCAUCCUGUACGUCGCCGACACGGCCGUCUCGGCGCCGUGGACCCAGACGUGCAUCCGCCAGGCCGACUGCAUCAUGGUCGUCGCCGACGGCGGCGCCGACCCGGAACUCGGCGAGCACGAGAAGCUCCUCGUUGGCAUGAAGACGACGGCGCGCAAGGAGCUCGUCCUCCUCCACGCCGAGCGCAACGUCGUCCCCGGAACGACCCGUCGCUGGCUCAAGAACCGGUCCUGGGUCCAUGCGCACCACCACGUCGAGAUGCUCGGCGCGACGCCCGAGGUCGACCGCUCGUCCGUCGACGACCCGGCCGCCGUCGUCGCCCUGCGCAAGAUCGCCGCCCGCGUCGAGCUCCAGAUCAACAAGUACAAGAAGGUCGGCCCACGUCCUGCGCCGUCCCGUGCGCCGGCGCAGAGCGACUUUGCGCGCCUCGCGCGCCGCCUGUGCGGCAAGUCGAUCGGACUCGUCCUCGGCGGCGGCGGCGCUCGCGGCAUCUCGCACCUCGGCGCGCUCCAGGCGCUGCAGGAGCGCAGCAUCCCGAUCGACAUGGUCGGCGGGACGUCGAUCGGCGCGUUCGUCGGCGGGCUGUACGCGCGCGAGGGCGACCUCGUCUCGGCGUACGGGCGCGCCAAGCGGUUCAGCGGGCGCAUGUCGACCCUGUGGCGCAUCCUCACCGACCUGACGUACCCUGUCGUCGCCUACACGACCGGUCACGAGUUCAACCGCGGCAUCUACAAGUCGUUCUACGGCACCCACAUCGAGGACAUGUGGAUCCCCUUCUUCUGCAACACGACCAACAUCACGCACUCGCGCAUGGACGUCCACACGUCGGGCUACGCCUGGCGCUACGUCCGGGCGUCCAUGUCGCUCGCAGGCCUGCUCCCGCCGCUGUGCGACGAGGGCGACAUGCUCGUCGACGGCGGCUACGUCGACAACCUGCCCGUCUCGGUCAUGCUCGCCCAGGGCGCCGCGAGCGUGUUCGCGGUCGACGUCGGGAGCGUCGACGACACGAGCCCGCGCAACUAUGGCGAGAGCGUCAGCGGAUGGUGGCUGCUCAUCCAGCGGUGGAACCCGUUCGGCAAGGCGCCCAACGUGCCGAGCAUCACCGAGAUCCAGGCUCGCCUCACCUACGUCUCGUCGGUCAAGACGCUCGAGGAGGCCAAGGCGACCCCGGGCGUCCUCUACAUGCGCAUGCCCGUCACCCAGUUUGGCACGAUGGAGUUCAAGCGGUUCCCCGAGAUCCUCGGCGCCGGCCUCGAGUUUGCCAACGAGCUCCUCGACGAGUGGCGCGACAAGGGCGAGCUCCCGACCGGCAUGGAGGGCGACGGCGAGCCUGUCAAGAAGCAGAAGCGCGGACAGAGCAUCCGGAGGAACUCGAUCUGAGCGAGGUCGAGCGCAGCGUUUUCUCGUCGAUAGAUCUCCUUGUCACUUUCAGUUUCUGGUCACCCUCACUCGCACCCUCGCAAGGCACACUU